Halichondria panicea is the source of this 1097-nucleotide messenger RNA. Its product is annotated as programmed cell death protein 6-like. Bases 155 to 973 code for a protein of 272 amino acids. Gene Ontology annotation, biological process: COPII vesicle coat assembly. Gene Ontology annotation, molecular function: calcium ion binding. The transcript is spliced from 4 exons. NCBI's taxonomy places the organism in Eukaryota, Metazoa, Porifera, Demospongiae, Suberitida, Halichondriidae. The record is from RefSeq and is a predicted model, not a curated record.
UUAGUCACACCCACUUAUUUAUAUAUGCAGGGAGGAGCUACAGUGUCAUGUUAUCACCACGCCCACUUCUAUCCUUGAACUUUUCUCUGAGAGCUUAGCUAGCUCUGUACUAUACUAUACUGUGUGAACGCUACAAAAUAAUACCUAAGCAGAAAUGGCAUACCCUGGUCAUGGUCAACCAGCUGCCGGGUACCCAGGGCAACAACCCCCUGCUGGCUAUGGACAGCCACCUGCCGGAUACCCAGGACAGCGAGCCCCUCAACCAGGGCAACAACCCCCUGCUGCCGGGUACCCAGGGCAACAGCCCCCUGCUACCGGGUACCCAGGGCAACAGCCCCCUGCUACCGGGUACCCAGGGCAACGCCCCCCUGCUCCUGGGGGUUACCCUGGUCAACAACCUGCCGGUUACCCCCCUCAAGGUUAUGGAGCUCCACCUACUGGUCCCCCCGGCUGCCCUCCUGGGGUGUCCCCUGACGUGUACACAUGGUUUGUUGCUGUGGACACAGACAAAAGUGGUCAGAUCACGGCCACAGAGUUACAGUCUGCCUUGACCAAUGGGAAUUGGUCUAAUUUCAACGCUGAGACCUGUCGACUCAUGAUUGGUCUUUUCGGUCGUGACAACAAUGGGACCAUUGAUGUGAGAGAGUUUCAACAGCUGUGGGCAUACAUCAACCAAUGGAAGGGCACAUUUGAUCGCUAUGACAAAGAUCGAUCUGGCAAUGUUGAUUCUCGAGAGCUCUUCACAGCUUACAAUGAGAUGGGUUUCCGUGUCACUGCUAAUUUCUGUCAGCUGGUCGUGACCCGAUUUGAUAGACUGGCUCGACGAUCGUUGAAGUUUGAUGAUUUUAUUCAGAGCUGUGUGAUGCUUCGAGCCCUCACUGACAAUUUCCGAGCCCGAGAUACCAACCUUGAUGGAUGCAUUAACGUCAACUACGAGGACUUCUUAACCAUGGCCAUUGCCAACAAGCCCUGAAUGACUCAUAUAUUUAUAGUGAACUAACUGCUUUUAUAGAGUAUAGGAACGCUUACGUUAUUUUAUAGACAGAUGAUUGUUUAUUGUUGUGUACAAUCAUAAUAAUUAUUAGUUGUUGAAUACA